AUGCCACCCAAGAAGAGGAACUCCUUCACUCGUUUCAAGAAGGGAUUCAAGCCCAGAAGCAGGUCCACCUCUCCCAUUCCACCACAAGUGUCUCCUCUGCCACCACCGUCUGCAGCAUCAAUUCCAUCCGCCAGGAGCCGCUCAAGAACUCCACCACCUGGAACUCUUCUCAACCGUCACCAACCACGUCCUGCCUCCCAAGGUCCUGCAGAUAUCACACCUCGCAGAGAAGCAACCAAGCGCAAGGGGAUAUCGCCUAUGGUUGAGCAAUCUUCUCCCGUCAUUGAAGAGCACCUUCGUCAACUCCAGCAACAGCGUCCACAACAAGAGCUUUGGGAGAGGAUUGGAGCUGUUGAAACUAAAGAAGUGCAAGUCGAUGAUGUAUCUGCCGCUGAUGAAGCUUCCACCGACAUUGGUUCGGAAGAUGAGCUUGAGUCGCU
Messenger RNA from Seminavis robusta, 440 nucleotides. Lineage: Eukaryota; Bacillariophyta; Bacillariophyceae; Naviculales; Naviculaceae. The record is from the annotation of a GenBank genome assembly.